Molecule: messenger RNA, 966 nt
Organism: Micromonas commoda
Lineage: Eukaryota; Viridiplantae; Chlorophyta; Mamiellophyceae; Mamiellales; Mamiellaceae
Exons: 2
Coding region: 1-966 (321 amino acids)
Molecular function (GO): acyltransferase activity
Source: RefSeq, a predicted model, not a curated record
AUGGCCCACGGAACCACCCCCGACGGCAUCCUAGGCAAGGUCAUCGGCCUCGUCAGCCUCUUCGCGGUCCUUCCCGUGUUCUCGUUGUCCAUGCCCCUGGCCUUCAUGUUCGGGUCCCCGUCGUGCUGGGGCUUCGGCGAGAAGUACCGACCGUCCUUCUCAUACGUGUGGUCGAAGUUCAUGACCGAGACCGUCAUGGGCUGCAGGCUCAAGCUCGUGGGUACCCGCGCGCUGUACAAGGACGGCCCGUGCGUCUACCUGUCCAACCACAGGGCGUGGGCGGAUUUCUUCAUCGACAUGUACCUCACCGAGGGCCGAGCCUUCAUCCUGAGCAGGUUCGCGGUGGCGUACGUGUUCCCCGCGUUCAUGCUGCCCGCCAUGUGGGUCGGAGCCGUGUUCGCGUUCAAGCGAGGCAAAGCCGGCGCGCACGACGAGCUCAACAACGCCCUCGACGCUCACUUCAAGACGUUCACCGACUUUUCCGGCUUUGUGGUGUACCCAGAGGGAACGAGGAACGUUCGGCCCAAGUCCCUGCCGCUGAAGCGCGGCCUGAUCAAGUACACGCACUCCCGGGGCAUGGACGUGCAGAUCAUCAUCGGGGGACACAAGGAGCACGUGCUGAGCGAGCAGAGGGGGAGCGCGUCGUGGGGCGUGGAGAUACCGGUGGGGUACUCCGACGUCAUCAGCUCCAAGGCGUUUGUCGGGGAUUUCGAGGGAUUCUACGCCGAGGUGAAGAGGGCGUGGGAGCUGGAGUGGGACCGCGUGUACGGCGACAAGGACAGGCCGACGCGCCCGCACCACCCCAAGGUGCAGCUCGUGGAGUACACCAACGGCAUGAGCGUCCUGCUCGUGGCGUCGUCGGCGCUGUGUUCCGUCGCGGGUGUGUUCGCGGUGAUUUGGUGCGUGACGCUCGCGGCGGCGGCGAUGCCGCUCGGGGUGGCGCUCGGCGCGGCGAGUGGCGCGUGA